This is a messenger RNA of Cylindrotheca closterium, 1423 nucleotides long. NCBI's taxonomy places the organism in Eukaryota, Bacillariophyta, Bacillariophyceae, Bacillariales, Bacillariaceae. The record is from the annotation of a GenBank genome assembly.
UCUGGACCCACUUCUGGACCAACCAGUGGACCAACCAGCGGACCUACAUCUGGACCAACCAGCGGACCAACAUCUGGGCCUACCAGUGGACCUACCUCUGGUCCAACUUCUGGACCAACAAGCGGACCUACCUCUGGUCCAACAUCUGGACCAACAUCUGGACCAACCAGCGGCCCAACCAGCGGGCCCACAUCAGGACCAACUUCUGGACCUACCUCUGGCCCAACUUCUGGUCCAACAUCAGGUCCAACUUCUGGACCAACAUCUGGUCCUACAUCAGGACCAACCUCUGGACCUACUUCUGGUCCAACCAGCGGACCCACAUCAGGACCAACUUCUGGACCUACCUCUGGCCCAACUUCUGGUCCAACAUCAGGUCCAACUUCUGGACCAACAUCUGGACCAACAUCAGGGCCCACAAGUGGACCUACCUCAGGCCCAACUUCUGGUCCAACCUCAGGUCCAACUUCUGGACCAACAUCUGGACCUACAUCAGGGCCCACAAGUGGACCUACCUCAGGCCCAACUUCUGGUCCUACCUCCGGUCCAACUAGUGGCCCAACUUCUGGUCCUACCUCCGGUCCAACUAGUGGCCCAACUUCUGGACCCACUAGCGGGCCUACAAGUGGCCCGACUUCAGGACCAACUAGUGGACCAACUAGUGGACCUACAUCAGGACCCACCUCUGGGCCAACCAGCGGACCUACAUCAGGACCCACCUCUGGACCCACCAGUGGACCAACAAGCGGACCGACUUCAGGCCCAACCAGUGGUCCUACCUCUGGACCCACAUCCGGACCAACAAGUAGUCCCACCUCCGGCCCAACAAGUGGACCAACCAGUGGUCCUACCUCUGGACCUACCAGUGGACCUACCUCUGGCCCUACUAGUGGGCCAACCUCGGGACCAACUAGUGGUCCCACGAGUGGACCUACAUCUGGCCCAACUAGUGGACCUACAAGCAGUCCAACAUCUGGUCCAACUAGUAAACCAACUUCUGGUCCCACAUCAGGGCCAACUUCUGGACCUACGAGUGGACCUACUUCAGGACCCACGUCGGGACCAACCUCCGGACCUACUUCUGGACCCACUUCAGGUCCAACAUCUGGACCCACUUCAGGACCUACAUCUGGACCAACAUCUACACCAACAAGCGGGCCUACAUCAGGACCUACCUCCGGUCCAACUAGUGGCCCAACUUCUGGACCCACUAGCGGGCCUACAAGUAGUCCGACUUCAGGACCAACAUCUGCACCUACAUCUGCGCCAACAUCUGAUCCUACAAGCGGACCUACAUCUGGACCAACCUCCACACCAACAUCUGGGCCCACAGGUGGACCAACUUCCGUGCCAACCUCUGGACCUACAAGUGGACCUACCUCUGGCCCUACUUCUGUUCCAACAUCUGGCCCUACUUCUGGUC